This is a messenger RNA of Aspergillus alliaceus, 870 nucleotides long. RefSeq lists its product as uncharacterized. The record is from RefSeq and is a predicted model, not a curated record. Gene Ontology annotation, biological process: retrograde vesicle-mediated transport, Golgi to endoplasmic reticulum. Lineage: Eukaryota; Fungi; Ascomycota; Eurotiomycetes; Eurotiales; Aspergillaceae. The coding region runs from base 1 to 870 and encodes 289 amino acids. The transcript is spliced from 2 exons.
AUGUCCUCCGCAGAAGAAUCGCCAGCCCAGCGAGCAGCUCGCCUCCGACGCGAACGUCGCGAAGCUAAAAUCAAAGAAGGUGGUGCAGCACGACUGGAUAAGAUUACUAGUCUGAGUGGGCGGACAUGCGCAAGCUUGCGCGAAGAGAUGUCUCCAUCGCCGUCCCUAUCGCCCCAGCCUCCUGCACCCGCAUCUUCAGUAACGGAAACGGAACCGUCUCAAGAGCAAGAAACCCCAGCCCAGUCAACACCGGACCCUGAAAUCGUGACUCCUGAAAUCCAGUCUCCCGAAAACCUACAAGCGCAACAAGAGUUAUUCCGCGCUCUUCUCCGCCAAGGUGGCCCAUCGCCCUUUCAGCAGGGGCCUCAAGAGGAGGAUCCUGCGCUGCAAAUGCUCAAUUCGCUGAUGACAGGAAUGAAUGGGCAAGGUCAAGUUGCGGCGGCCGGUGGGCCGUCGCAAGCCGAACUCGCGUCUGCCCUGGGACUCCCUCCAUUCGUCUCAGACCUGCUGGGGGCUGUGACUCGGAAACAGACCGAUGAGGAAAAGAAGGAAAUUCGGACAUGGAAAGCUCUUCAUGCACUGUUCACGAUGGCGGUCGGAAUCUACUUGCUCAUGCUUAUCAGUACAUCCGUUUCGACAUACGGUAGCCAGCCACCGGCCCCGGCCACCGCACGGAAUCCAUUCCUUUACUUUACGACGGGUGAAAUGGUGUUAACUGGAGCGAGAUUAAUGAGCAAAGGCCGGACCGGAGGAGCUGCCGGGCUAAUGUUGUUGUUUCAGCUGUUCCAGGAGAUAAUUCGUGAUGGCAGCCUUGUAGUGUUUGCGCUGGGGAUGGGCGCUUGGUGGACUAAUGAGUGGACGGCAUAUUGA